AUGUCUCUUCCCCGCUCCGACUACGACCCCCGCAGGGUCUGCCUCAACCCCUUCCCAGACGUCAACCUUGGCAAGCACCGCCGCACCAUCGGCAUCUACCUCGCCGGCGCCCUCUUCGCGCUCGCAAACUGGACCUUCCUCGACGCCGCCAUCCUCUCCGCACACGCCCACCCGCCGUAUGAGGACCCGCAGAUCCCGCCCCCGGUGCACGUCACCUUCGCCGACUGGAUCCCUGGCCUCUGCUCCCUCGCGGGCAUGCUCGUCGUGAACCUCAUCGACAAGGACCGCAUCCGCGGCGAAGACUCCGGUUUCUCGGGUGACUCUGGUGCCGUCUGGCGCGCCCGGCUCUUCCUCUUUAUCGGGUUCGCGCUCAUGGCAGGCGGGUUGGCAGGGAGCAUUUCCCUCCUGGUACUCAAGUACGUGUUGAAGGACUAUGCGGAGCAGUACACGUACUAUGGCUACGCCAACGUCUCCCAGAACGUUGCGCUCAUGCUUUCCGCCAUUGUCCUCUGGAUCGCCCAAAGCGCCCAGAGCGAGUACGAUUACAACCUCACCCUCUGA
Messenger RNA from Coniophora puteana RWD-64-598 SS2, 561 nucleotides. Its product is annotated as UPF0220-domain-containing protein. Gene Ontology annotation, biological process: late endosome to vacuole transport via multivesicular body sorting pathway; protein targeting to vacuole. NCBI's taxonomy places the organism in Eukaryota, Fungi, Basidiomycota, Agaricomycetes, Boletales, Coniophoraceae. The transcript has 3 exons. The record is from RefSeq and is a predicted model, not a curated record. Bases 1 to 561 code for a protein of 186 amino acids. Gene Ontology annotation, cellular component: fungal-type vacuole membrane; Vps55/Vps68 complex.